Messenger RNA from Chlorella variabilis, 740 nucleotides. RefSeq names its product expressed protein. Gene Ontology annotation, biological process: regulation of cell cycle. NCBI's taxonomy places the organism in Eukaryota, Viridiplantae, Chlorophyta, Trebouxiophyceae, Chlorellales, Chlorellaceae. The record is from RefSeq and is a predicted model, not a curated record. The coding region runs from base 73 to 687 and encodes 204 amino acids. Gene Ontology annotation, molecular function: cyclin-dependent protein serine/threonine kinase inhibitor activity. The transcript is spliced from 3 exons. Gene Ontology annotation, cellular component: nucleus.
CUCCUCCCUUCCACCCUCGAUCCAUUCACAAUCGUCUCGGAAUCCAGAAGAGCUCCCAGCCCACCAAAGACCAUGCCUGCACACCUCGACAGCGGCGCCUCGCUCAGCUGUGAAAGCGCGCCGUGGAGCGAGGUGAUGUUGGCGACUCCCUGCAAGCGUGCCAAGCGCACACCGCUGCCAGACGCCACCCCCGCGCCGCCGCUGAAGCUGGCGCCAUUUGCUGGCGCCAUACCGGCUGCCGGCUGCGCCCCAGCCAGCGCGGCAGCUGAUGCAACCCAGUCAGACAGAGAGGCAGCUGAUGCGGCGUGCUCUCCCCGCGGGGCGGGCAGGAAGCUGUUCCCCCGCUCUACAGCCACGCCGGUGGCUGCCAAGCAGAUGCAGCCCGAGGAGGCGGCAGCCAACCCCAGCCUGUCCCCAGGUGCCCCUUUGGCCACGCCACCGCCGCCACCUGCCGGCGCCGCUGCCGGCUGCUUCAUGCUGCCGCGGAAGCCGACUGCUCGGCGCCUGUUUGACGACGAGGAGCCGGUUCAGGCUCAGCAGGCGCAGAAGGCGACUAACGACUUCCUGGCUGAGCUGGAGAAGCAGGGGCGUGACCGCUUCGCGGAGCGCUGGGGCUUUGAUGUGAAGCUGGGCCAGCCCCUGCCCAACCACUCACGCUACCAGUGGGAGGCCGUCACCUGCACCUGAUGUGCUGCAGCAGCACUAUUACGCUGGCCGCUGAUAGCCAACGACUUGAUACC